Molecule: messenger RNA, 2449 nt
Organism: Vigna angularis (adzuki bean)
Lineage: Eukaryota; Viridiplantae; Streptophyta; Magnoliopsida; Fabales; Fabaceae
Product: glycine-rich RNA-binding protein RZ1C
Exons: 3
Coding region: 1522-2253 (243 amino acids)
Molecular function (GO): zinc ion binding; RNA binding
Source: RefSeq, a predicted model, not a curated record
GCAUGGGCAACAGUUGUGCCAUCUUAUGAACUGACAAUGCAUUUGGUAAGGUCAAGGUGGCAUUUCUAGUGGUCCUGAAAUGUGGAAAGAUUCACAUACACGCAGUUCCUGGGGAAGAGAGUAAUAUACUGUUUUUAAUGGAAAUGAAAAUUACCCCACUAACUAAUAUACUGUUCCAUUCGAAGUAUAGAUAGAACCGUUUCCAAGAGCUGUGAUUUGUGGUGCUCAGUAGACCGGUUACAGUGAGUUCAAGAAUUUGUAUGUGUUUGCUUCAGUUGAGCAGUCCAAUGUUGCUGCACCUUUGGCAGUUUUCAUUAGUUAAAGGGAGUUCAAGAAUUUGUAUGUGCUUGCUUCAGUUGAGCAGUCCAACGUUGCAGCACCUUUGACAGUUUUCAUUAGUUUCUCAUAGCAAUGUAAAGCUCUGGUGUUUGGACAUUGCUUUGUGUUUUGCUGAUGUCGUCGCCCUUCUAACAAAUAUAUAUUCUCAUAAAUAUCCAAACCGUGUGAGUUUGUCUCUACAACACCAACACAUUCUGCAUCAUUACGGGUCCUGUGAGUGCUUUGGUGCUGCAGAGCUCAAUAUUUUCAAUCCGAAGCAUUGAGACUAUAGACAGUUGCUGCUCAGAGAUUGGGUUCCUCCUUUUUUAUGACAUACUGUAUCUCACCAGUUGAUCAACCUCUUAUUGCUAACUGUAUCGAAGGUCAAAUGAUUGAAUAUCUUGGAUUUAGUCAAUAUUUCCUUACUUGGAUAGAGUUCAUUGGUUGGAGAUGUUUUCUUUGGUUUGAAUGGUUCUGCUUUUGUCAGUGUACUCUUAGAUAAAGAAUCCUCAUCUGCAUAGGAAUGGUUUUCCGCUAAAAUGCUGGUGUGUUGGAUAUUGUCAGUUAAGUGACAGCAGAAUUACCUAGAGUGAUAGGCAUUUAAUUGCAGUACAGUAAAUAUUAUGCAUUCAUCUUCUAUGUUGCUGAGUAUUGUUGUUGCUGCAUAAGAUUGAUUUCUUGCAUCUGGUGAGGCGAAUAAAUCACAGGAGGUAGAUGAACUCUUUCAAAAAAAGUGAAAGCAUGAUCUUCAAAAGGAAUGCUGUGAAUGCCUGUGUCCUGCUUUUUGUCUUUCAGAAUUAUGGAAAAUAUUGCUGGCUGAGUAUUUUUGUUUUGAAGAGAUACCAAAUGUGAAACUCAUCGUAAAAUUGAAGUUGUGAGAAAAUCUGUUGACUGCUGAAGUGAAAGCUACAGUUGGAUUUGAUGGCAUACCAUUCAUUUGUGGGUAGAUGUUGUAAUGUUAGUUCUUCUGGGUCAGAAAAUAAUAGUAUCAUAUAAUACAGUGCCUUUUUUUCAAAUAAGUCAGACGAUAAGAAUAUGUUUGAGGGAUUAAAUAUUUAAAGGUCUAUCUUGGAGUCAUGAAUCACUAUGGAACAUGCUGAAAUUCUAUCUCAGAAUGUGGAAGUGUUUGUUGUCAAAUAUGGGCUUGGGAUUCCUCUUAAAGGCUUAGCUAUAUGAAAGCUUAAUCAUUGUAACAGAGAAAUCAUGAUGGAAAGGGAUACAGGCCGUCCACGUGGAUUUGGGUUUAUCACAUUUGCAGACCGUAGGGGAAUGGAGGAUGCAAUCAAGGAAAUGCAUGGACGGGAAAUUGGUGAUCGCAUCAUCUCUGUCAACAAGGCGCAGCCUAAGAUGGGCGGUGAUGAUAUAGACCAAGGUUACAGAGGCAGCUACUCAUCGGGUGGUAGGGGAAGCUAUGGGGCUGGAGAUAGGAUAGGACAAGAUGACUGCUUCAAAUGUGGGCGUCCAGGACACUGGGCCCGAGAUUGUCCUUUGGCAGGAGGUGGUCGUGGUCGUGGUGGUGGGGGUUCAUUUUCUUCCCAUCCAAGGUUUGGAGGUGCUGGUGGACAUGGGGAUCGCCUUGGUGGUGAACGUGAUCGAUAUGUGGAUGACCGUUAUGAUGGAGGACGCUAUGGAGACAGGGAUCGUUUUGACAACCGUGACUACAAAUAUGGCAGCCGUGAUCGCUAUACUAGUGACAGGUACCCAAGCAGUGGAGAUCGUUUUGCAAGCGAUCGAUAUGGCAGUGGCUCGGAUCAUUACCCACAAAAUGGUUAUGGCAAGGAAAGAGGGUAUGACCGAUACAGUGGUCCACGAGGCGGCGCUGAUAGGUAUGGAAGUGGAAUAGCUGGUCGAGAUGAAGGAAGGAGUUAUAGGGGUAGACCUGGUCCAUAUGACCGCCCAAGCAGGGGCUCUCGUCCAUCACUCGAUCGUUACUGAUUUCUACCGUUUCUGUUUUUAACGGGAAAUUACAAUGCAGAAGCCACAUUAGAGACCUAGUUCUUGUUCUUGUUAGUUUGCGACAACUGCUAGAUUAUAGUUUCAUAGAUUCUGGAUUUCCUAGUUUGUUUCCUUAUUUAGAUAAUUGUCACAAUCCCCCUUGUUUGUGGUGUUAUAGUUAUCCUCAGAUUCACAA